AUGAACCAGACCAACCAGACCUGGGUUACAGAAUUUCUCCUUUUGGGGCUCUCUGAUGACCCUCAGACUCAGGUGCUGCUCUUUGUAUUGUUCCUGGGGGUCUACCUGGCUACUGUGGUUGGGAGCUUUCUCCUCAUCUACCUGGUUCUGACUGACUCACAACUUCAUACACCCAUGUACUUUUUUCUGUGCAACUUGUCUGUGGCUGACCUCUGCUUCUCUACCAACAUUGUUCCCCAAGCCAUGGUCCACAUGCUGACCAGGAAGAAGGUCAUUUCCUUCAUGGGCUGUGCCAUUCAACUUUUUCUUUUCCUCAUUUUUGGAGCUACUCAGUGUGCCUUGUUAGCUGUGAUGUCUUAUGACCGGUAUUUGGCAAUCUGUGACCCCAUGCACUACCCUAUCAUCAUGACAAGAAAGAUGUAUGGCCUCUUGGCCUUGGGGUGCUGGGCCAGUGGUCUUCUAAUAUCCUUGGUGGACACUACAUUCACACUACGACUCCCCUUCCAAGGAGACAACAAGAUUGCUCAUUUCUUUUGUGAGGCCCCUGCCCUCCUGGCUGUGGCAUCUGCAGACACUCAGAACUCACAAAUGGCCAUUUUCCUCAUGGGAGUGGUGAUUCUUCUUGCACCUGUGUCCCUUAUCUUGGCAUCCUAUAGCUCUAUUAUUGUGACUGUGGUCAGGAUGAAGACAACCUCUGGGAGACUCAAGGCAUUUUCUACCUGUGGCUCCCACCUCCUUGUAGUGAUCCUUUUUUAUGGAACAGCAAUAAUUUCCUACAUGACCCCCAAGUCCUCCAAAGAGCAGGCCAAACUGGUUUCUGUGUUCUAUGCAGUGAUAAACCCUAUGCUUAACCCUAUCAUCUAUAGCCUGAGGAACAAGGAUGUAAAGAGGGCAUUCAGGAAUGCAACCAACAGGGGGAAAUCCUGUAGACCCUGA
Trichosurus vulpecula (common brushtail) is the source of this 936-nucleotide messenger RNA. Its product is annotated as olfactory receptor 2D2-like. Gene Ontology annotation, biological process: G protein-coupled receptor signaling pathway. Gene Ontology annotation, cellular component: membrane. Bases 1 to 936 code for a protein of 311 amino acids. The transcript has a single exon. Lineage: Eukaryota; Metazoa; Chordata; Mammalia; Diprotodontia; Phalangeridae. Gene Ontology annotation, molecular function: olfactory receptor activity; G protein-coupled receptor activity. The record is from RefSeq and is a predicted model, not a curated record.